AUAAUUUGGUUGGGAGCAGGGUUGUUGAGAGUGCCCCUUUAAACUCUAGGACUGCAAUUGAUCUCUGUAUGUUUUCUGGUAUUCGUCCCUUUGAAAGGAGAAUGAGAGCCAAGAUCAUUGGCUGUACUCUGGAGCUGUCACAUCUCAGUACUGAAAAAAAAAUACAGUGUAAGUGAAUUUAAACAGUCUUUGGCUUUCUAUUCUGUAUUGCCAAGAGCUUUGAGAAUGAUGAACCAAGGAAGUGCUUUAUUUAGGGCUAAGUGAGAUACAGAUCCCUCCAGCCUGACAGCGUUUCAGCCUCCGGAGUGAGGAAGCAGAGAAACAGAAGCAGCAGAAGCAACAGCAGUAGCAGCAGCAACAGCAGCAGCCCCUGCUGAAGUCCAACAGAGGAGACCUGAUCUCUAGCUUAUCCUGGAACGCCGCCUGGAAUCGGGCACUGUCCAGGGUCCUGAAACAUGAACCAAACUGCCAGCGUGUCCCAUCACAUCAAGUGUCAGCCCACAAAAACAAUCAAGGAACUGGGAAGUAACAGCCCUCCACAGAGAAACUGGAAGGGAAUUGCAAUUGCCCUGCUGGUGAUUUUAGUUGUGUGCUCGCUCAUCACAAUGUCAGUCAUCCUCUUAACCCCAGAUGAACUCACAAAUUCAUCUGAAACCAGAUUGUCUUUAGAAGACCUCUUCAGGAAAGAAUUUGUGCUUCAUAAUCCUGAAGCAUUGUGGAUCAAUGAUACAGAUGUGGUGUAUAAAAGUGAGAAUGGACAUGUGGUCAAACUGAAUAUAGAAACAAAUACUACCACAUUAUUACUGGAAAACAAAACUUUUGUAACUUUCAAAGCAUCUAGAUAUUCAGUGUCACCAGAUUUAAAGUACGUCCUUCUGGCAUAUGAUGUCAAACAGAUUUUCCAUUAUUCAUAUACUGCUUCCUAUGUGAUUUACAACAUACACACUAAGGAAGUUUGGGAGUUAAAUCCUCCAGAAGUGCAGGACUCCAUCUUGCAGUACGCAGCUUGGGGUGUUCAAGGCCAACAGCUGAUUUAUAUUUUUGAAAACAAUAUCUACUAUCAACCUGACAUAAAAAGCAGUUCAUUAAGACUUACAUCGUCUGGGAAAGAAGGAGUUAUUUUUAAUGGGAUUGCUGACUGGUUAUAUGAAGAGGAACUUCUACAUUCUCACAUUGCCCACUGGUGGUCACCAGAUGGAGAGAGGCUUGCCUUCCUGAUGAUAAAUGACUCCUUGGUGCCUACCAUGGUUAUCCCUCGGUUUACUGGAACACUGUAUCCCAAAGCAAAGCAGUAUCCCUACCCUAAGGCAGGUCAAGUGAACCCAACAAUAAAAUUAUAUGUUGUAAACCUCUACGGACCAACUCAUACUUUGGAACUCAUGCCACCCGACAGCUUUAAAUCAAGAGAAUACUAUAUCACCAUGGUUAAAUGGAUAAGCAAUACCAAGACUGUAGUAAGAUGGUUAAACCGACCUCAGAACAUCUCCAUCCUCACUGUGUGUGAGACCACCACUGGUGCUUGUAGUAAAAAAUAUGAAAUGACAUCGGACACCUGGCUCUCUAAACAGAAUGAGGAGCCCGUGUUUUCUAGAGAUGGAAGCAAAUUCUUCAUGACAGUUCCUGUAAAGCAAGGGGGGCGUGGAGAAUUUUACCACAUAGCCAUGUUCCUCGUCCAGAGUAAAAGUGAGCAAAUCACUGUGCGGCAUUUAACAUCCGGAAACUGGGAAGUGAUAAAGAUCUUGGCGUAUGAUGAAACUACUCAAAAACUCUACUUUCUGAGCACCGAAUUUUCUCCCAGAGGAAGGCAGCUGUACAGUGCCUCUACUGAAGGGUUAUUAAAUCGCCAAUGUAUUUCGUGUAACUUUAUGAAAGAACAAUGUACAUAUUUUGACGCCAGUUUUAGUCCCAUGAAUCAACAUUUCUUAUUAUUCUGUGAAGGUCCAAGGGUCCCAGUGGUCAGUCUCCAUAGCACGGAAAAUGUAGCAAAAUAUUUUAUAUUGGAAAAUAAUUCCAUGCUAAGGGAAGCUAUUCAGAAGAAGAAGACAACAAAACCUGAAAUUAAAAUCCUUCAUAUUGACGACUAUGAACUUCCUUUACAGUUGUCCUUUCCCAAAGAUUUUAUGGACCGAAACCAGUAUGCUCUUCUAUUAAUAAUGGAUGAGGAACCAGGAGGCCAGAUGGUCACAGAUAAGUUCCAUAUUGAUUGGGAUUCCGUCCUUGUCGACACAGAUAAUGUCAUUGUGGCAAGAUUUGAUGGAAGAGGAAGUGGAUUCCAGGGACUGAAAAUUUUACAGGAAAUUCAUCGAAGAUUAGGUUCAGUAGAAGUAAAGGACCAAGUAGCAGCUGUAAAAUAUUUACUGAAACAGCCGUAUAUUGACUCCAAAAGAGUAAGCAUUUUUGGAAAGGGUUAUGGUGGCUAUAUUGCAUCAAUGAUCUUAAAAUCAGAUGAAAAGCUUUUUAAAUGUGGAUCCGUGGUAGCACCCAUCACAGACAUGAAGUUGUAUGCCUCUGCUUUCUCUGAAAGAUAUCUUGGCAUGCCAUCUAAGGAAGAAAGCACUUACCAGGCAUCCAGUGUGCUUCAUAAUAUUCAUGGUUUAAAAGAAGAGAAUAUAUUAAUAAUUCAUGGGACUGCUGACACAAAAGUUCAUUUUCAGCACUCAGCAGAAUUAAUCAAGCAUCUAAUAAAAGCUGGGGUGAAUUAUACUAUGCAGGUCUACCCAGAUGAAGGUUAUAAUGUGUCUGAAAAGAGCAAGUAUCAUCUCUACAGCACAAUCCUUAGAUUCUUCAGUGAUUGCUUAAAGGAAGAAUUAUCUGUGCUACCACAGGAACCAGAAGAAGAUGAAUAAUGGACCCUGUUUAUACAGACUGUAGGGGACAUUGUGGCUCAAUGAAAACUAAAGAGACUGUCAUAUUGUAGAUGCUCCAGAAUUUCAAGGACAGCUUGAGGAGAUGACACUGGAACAGCACACUCAGACAAUGAACUAGAACUUGAAGACAGACAUCCAAGUCUACUUGUUGCAAGGGUGCAGAAUGUGUUUCUUUGUAAAAGGAAGGUCAAAGAGUUGGUUUCCUGGGAGAAAUUAGUUUCACAUUAAAGUAGGAAUAGUGCAUGUUUUCUUCUGUUAUCCCCAUUUGUUCUGGAACUAGUUGCUCUCAUUUUGAUUUCAGUAGCCACCAUUAUCUUUGCAUAUGAUGCACAAUUCAUCAUCAGUACUCCAGUCCUUGAUCUUGAUGGCUGAACUGCAACCUAACUCUUUACUGUAACUUUAUAAUAAGUGCAAUUCUUCACUGUCUAUUAUUAUGCUUAAGAAAAUAUUCAGUAAAUAAAAGACAGAGUAUUUUAUGUAAUUUCUGUUUAUAAAAAGGACAUUUUUAAAUGAGUCAAAGGAUCUAUAGAAAUUUGGAUCUCAGUACCUUCCAACGUUCAGCCAGUUAUCAGUAGACACAAUAUCUUUAAAUCAACACAUGAGUAUAUGUGUCACUAUAUUCAUAUAUAUAUAUAUACACACACACAUGUGCAUAUACAGUCAGUGAAUCUAUCCUUACAUGUUAUUCAUACUACAAAGGGUAAACUCUUGAUGAAGUAGAAAAGAUGAUCUUUCACAAGCUAUAAUGGAUGCUUUGUUUAAUGAGCCAAAUAUGAUGAAGCAUUUUUUCCAAUUCCAAUUGCUAUUGCUUUCCUAUAAAUGCUUGGGUUGUGUUUGGUAUUGUUUUUAGUGGUUAAUAGUUUUCUAGUUGCAAUUUAAUUUUUUGAAUAUGAUACCUUGUCACAUGUAAAUUAGAUACUUAAAUAUUAAAUUAUAGUUUCUGAUAAAGAAAUUUUGUUAACAAUGCAGUGCCACUGAGUGCUAUUUUGCUGUUUCAGUGGAGAAGGCUUUUUUAAAACCACAUGGUCCUUUUACUUCUGUCUCUCAGUGCAGUCAAUUCUCAUUUUCAUUGUCAAAGCAAAGAUCUGGGAUUAUGUCAUCUUCCUGUUCUAUUUAGUAUUUCAUGCCUGCCCAAUUCAUCUGUUGCUGUUUAAUUUAAACCCUUCUGGUGAGAAUUAAAAAUGAAGUAUUUUUUAUUCACUGGCCCAAAAGUUCAUAGACAGCAGUGUUUGCACGUUGAAUGGAAGGCACACAGUGCAUCAAUUUCUGUGCUUUAUUGGCUUAAAGUGGUAAAUAACAAGAGUGAAAAAUAAACUCUACUGUAUGGAGUCAUUUUAAAUCAUGAGAUCAUUAACUUUAGUGACUAAAAAUAAAAGCAUCUCCCCUUUUAUGUGAGGGAUUAUCUGAAAGAUAACUCUGUAGCCAAGUUUUGACAUUCAGAAAAAUCUAUACAGUGUACUGCUCUCAUGGUUGAAGACAAAAGUGUCUUGGGGAGACUGGUUUAUCAUGUCCUGAAAAUGCCAGGAAAAGAAUUUAAAAAAUAGCAAGAAAUCACUCUGUCACCAUUUUGUUUUAAGUAUCAGUAAUUUGCCUGUUUAUAAAUAUGGAAAUAUCUGACUGGGUCUUCCAUUUUAUUCUGGAUGAGUUGGAAUUGUGACUCACUGCUUCAUUAGAUUCAAUUUAAAAUGAAAAGAAAGGUCUGCAGAAAGACCCAUUCCAGGUCUAUUUCAAGAAAAGUAAACACGUUUUUAAACAAAAUCAGUUGUAAUGUUUAAAGGGAAUUUUUUGCUUAUUUUAUAUUAAGAUGGAAUUUUCUUUUUAGGCUGAUUUGAAGUCCAAUGGAAGCUUUUUAAUCAAUAUUUUAGAUUUCAACCACUAGAGUUUUUUAUGAUGCGAAUAAUUAUGUUGUUUGAAAGAUGUGGUUUUAUUGAAUGUUUACUUGAGUAACAUUUAAAAAGUGUUUAUCUUUUACUGU
Dipodomys ordii (Ord's kangaroo rat) is the source of this 4842-nucleotide messenger RNA. RefSeq names its product dipeptidyl-peptidase 10 (non-functional) (gene Dpp10). Gene Ontology annotation, biological process: proteolysis. Bases 456 to 2846 code for a protein of 796 amino acids. Gene Ontology annotation, molecular function: serine-type peptidase activity; dipeptidyl-peptidase activity. The transcript has 26 exons. The record is from RefSeq and is a predicted model, not a curated record. Lineage: Eukaryota; Metazoa; Chordata; Mammalia; Rodentia; Heteromyidae.